This is a messenger RNA of Phytophthora megakarya, 1104 nucleotides long. The record is from the annotation of a GenBank genome assembly. NCBI's taxonomy places the organism in Eukaryota, Oomycota, Peronosporomycetes, Peronosporales, Peronosporaceae.
AUGGCCAGCUGCGGGACGUGGUCUCCGCAUUUCAUAGCAGUACAAGGACUCUACCAAAGAAAGUGCAUCGUGGUGUUCAAUAUAUAUGCACCGCAUCGCCCCCGAGAUCGAGAGCCAUUUUACCGCUCCCUGGGAUAUUUGGAGAUACCAUGUGGAGCUUUGUUCGUCGUUGGCGGGGACUUCAAUCGUACUCUGGACGCAGUGGCAGAUCGCAGUUACAGCUCUACUAGUUCAUCACAUGACUCCCCCGCGUUAAAAGCAUUCCUAGCAACAUGGAAGCUCGUAGACUCGGUUGCGAUGGAGCGCCCGCAGGACUGGACGUCAGGGGAACUGCGCAGGCAUCACCACUCCACACACACUUAUCAUUACCGAUUGGCGGACGGAAGGGAAGCCUCAUUGAGGCUGGAUAGGUGGUAUGUGGGUCCAAUACUCACAAGAUGGAUCGACAGGACCGAGGUGGUAGAUCCAGUAGUCCACGCAGAUCACAGAGCGGUACAAUUACGCCUGUACCCACCGGGUAACCCUGUGAGGGUUAAGAAAUCGAUGCGGCUCUACCCGGUACCAGCGCAUGCGUCGGUGGCUGUGAAGGAGGAAACAGAGGCGCUGUUAGAGGAUUAUCUCACACAAGUCGACAGCUCCAGAGAGGCGAGCUGUCCCACAUGGGAUGAUUUCAAAACUACUAUUACGAAAGCUACACGGAACAUUGCAGAAGCAGAUGGGGCUAUACCGACUGUGAGUUCCAUUACCAACGGGAUGGCUGCAUUGUCCCUACAGAAUUUCACAGGGACUUCGGCACUUGCCCGCGUUCGGAGGGCGAUAACUGAUUGCAAACGUGAAAAAUCUCUAUACUCCCAAAAACGGCUCUUCACUGCAGCGGCUCACCGGGACGGGAAGACCACCAAAGAUUUCUUUAAACGGAUCUCCUGCAAAUACGCUGACAAUUCAAUAGGUGCACUGGAUACAGGUGGAGGCAUCACUGUCACUGAAGAACAGGAGAAAGCUGAGGCCUUUGCACAUGCAUGGAGAUCGAUACUUCAGCAACACCGUCAAGCAGAUGCUUCCUUGGAUGCUGUUGUGAGCUGGAUUUCGAAGCCGGACGUCUAG